GUUCCCUUAGCCCGAUUGCAAUGGUACUGGAAACGGAUAAUUCUCUAAUUCUGUUCGACUUCAUACGUCUACCGUUGAAGUUUUAUAGCGCUGUCGGCAUAAAGAUAUUUCAAUGGGAUGCCGAUGAUAUAAUGACCACCAAGGAGAAGUGUAUCUUCCUGCUGCUCGGCAUCAAUUUCAUCGGUUGUUUCUUGGCCAAAAGUUUGUUCUGUGUGUUUGGCGAAUUCGUCGAUACGAUGCAGGCAACCCAGUGGAUUCUCUAUUUCAUGUUUGCCAUGAAUGGUUGUUGCAAAACCAUUUCCGUGGCCAUUGGUCGCAAGAAGCUCUACACCGUUCUCAAGGAUAUUGAGGGCAUAUUUCCGGCAACACUCAAGGAACGUCAAGAAUUUCGUUUGGCCCACAACUACGGCUAUAUUAUGCGUCAUGCCAAGAUCAUGAGCAUUCAACACUGCAGUAUUGCCAUAAUGUUCAUUGCCUUUCCCUUGGUCCAGUCGACAAUUGAAUAUCUGACCAGUGCGGAUUCGGAGUUUGUUACUCGCACACCCUACAUUAUGGUAUACCCAUUUGAUGCAACUGCCGGCAUUGGUUAUGUCGUCGGCUAUUUUUCCCAGUUCCUUGGUGGUUUUACGGUGUCGUGCUAUUUCGUCGGUUCCGAUAUGUUGCUAAUGUGCACAAUAUAUUUGGUCAUAAUGCAGUACGAUUAUAUCUGUUAUCGCAUUGAAAAUUUCAAAUCACGGAAUUAUGAGGAAGAUAUGAAGGAACUGAAAAUUGUUUUGGAACGGCAUAAUUUGUUGAAUAUUGUUGCCGAAACGGUAAAUGAAGUUUUCAGUAUUUCGAUUCUGUUGAAUUAUAUGAUCUCCAUACUAAUUAUCGUCAUGAUUUCAAUACAAAUAACAAAAGGUUCGGAAUUUGGCUUGGAUAUGAUAAAAUUUGUGGGCUUUUUUACAUCAGCAUCCACUCAGGUUUACUAUAUUUGUAUGUUUGGAAACUUAUUGAUGGACUAUAGUUCCCGAGUAAGCGAGUCAUUAAUCGGUCAAGAAUGGUAUUGGACUGAUGUUCGUUAUCAACGUAUGCUGGUAUUGGCUAUAGCCCGUUCUCAGAGGCCUUCACAUUUGACAGCAUUUAAAUUUUUCACCAUAUCCAUGGAAAGUUAUGGAAAUCUAAUGACAACGGCAUAUCAAUUUUUUACCCUACUUAAGGCCCAAAUGGAACAGUAAAGAUACAAUAUACUCACACUUAGUUUUUAUCUAUAUACAUGGCUUAAAGACACAUAUAUACAAUGCAGUGCUGAGUGGAAAAGGUGAAAAUGGAUUGAUGAUUAGACGGAUGGCAAUACAACUUUAUGAUACGUUUUUAUUAUUUAAU
Molecule: messenger RNA, 1365 nt
Organism: Musca domestica (house fly)
Lineage: Eukaryota; Metazoa; Arthropoda; Insecta; Diptera; Muscidae
Product: putative odorant receptor 92a
Exons: 4
Coding region: 21-1217 (398 amino acids)
Biological process (GO): detection of chemical stimulus involved in sensory perception of smell; sensory perception of smell
Cellular component (GO): plasma membrane
Molecular function (GO): olfactory receptor activity; odorant binding
Source: RefSeq, a predicted model, not a curated record